This is a messenger RNA of Moesziomyces antarcticus, 555 nucleotides long. RefSeq lists its product as uncharacterized. Lineage: Eukaryota; Fungi; Basidiomycota; Ustilaginomycetes; Ustilaginales; Ustilaginaceae. The record is from RefSeq and is a predicted model, not a curated record. The transcript has a single exon. The coding region runs from base 1 to 555 and encodes 184 amino acids.
AUGCAUGCGCGCGUCCCGCGGUUGGGUGCCUUGCGGUUUUUCAUCGCGGCUGUCGUGCUGCCACGCUACUGUAGUGGUGAGAUGCAGGCCCCGCUGCACGCUGGGGCAAGUCAAUUAGAGCUGCUGCUGCUGCACCCUUGCGCCGCUUCACUACUUUGCCCACGGCUGGGGCCUCAGGCUCAGCGCCGCACCAGCCGAGCCAUCUGGGCCUGCGGAAAGGAAGCAGACGGCUCGGAUUCGCCUGGAAAUGUAGCGCCACUCCGCCAGCAUCGGGCGCCGGCAGCUGCUGAGGAAUGCCAUCAGUCACCCAACCCGGGCCGAACAGAUUCGCCCUACAGCCUCUCACUUCCGCCGACCGAAAGCAGCGCGCCAACUUUGCGUUCGGCGCGCCCACCAGGCCACAACAUCAACAUGGCACACAGACGCACACCGCAUCUCAAGGGUCCGCCGGCUGACUUUGGCCGCGCUGCCAUGCCAUCCGUCUCUCUCCCCUCUCGUUUUCGUUUCGGCUCGCCCCUGUCCAGCUCUGCUACUGCUCAGCUGCUGCCGCCCUGA